Messenger RNA from Leucoraja erinaceus (little skate), 8018 nucleotides. It is a transcript of the gene nol4lb, whose product is annotated as nucleolar protein 4-like b. NCBI's taxonomy places the organism in Eukaryota, Metazoa, Chordata, Chondrichthyes, Rajiformes, Rajidae. The transcript is spliced from 12 exons. The coding region runs from base 57 to 2189 and encodes 710 amino acids. The record is from RefSeq and is a predicted model, not a curated record.
UCUCUCUCUCUCCCUCUCCCCCCCUCCCGUGCCUUUUCUCUACGGUGAACAAAGCGAUGGAUUGGGCAAGUGGCGGUGCCGGCGACAUGUCCGCUCACUUUCAGGACUGGUGCCUCAGGACCUACGGCGAUCUGGGCAAAACAAAGACGGUGACGCGGAUGAAAUACCAGCGGAUUGUGCAGCUACUGAGCGGCGCCGAGCCCGGCUCGGCCGACAAUGCCAAAUUCAAAUUCUGGGUCAAAUCCAAAGGUUUCCAGUUGGGGCUGAGCGACCCGAGGACAGAUGUUGCCGCCAAGACAGCGGUGUUCGUCCCGGUCAAAACCACGACUGGAGAUGGAGUCACAGCUAAGGACAGCAUCUCUCUGAAACGUGUGGCGGUUGUGGAGGAUUUUUUCGACAUUAUUUAUUCUAUGCACGUGGAAACGGGGACAGAGACCGGGAGGACGGCGAAACACGCCGGCCAGAAACGGACUUACAAAGCGAUAGCUGAAACGUACGCAUUCCUCCCAAGAGAAGCAGUGACAAGGUUUCUAAUGAGCUGCACUGAAUGUCAAAAACGAAUGCACAUAAACCCAAAUAGUGUGGACUCAAAAGAAAAUGAAAGACCUUCAUCACUGGCUGGGGUGAUAGAUUAUAACAUGCCCAUAACUGCCACAUACCUGAAACAGAUGAAACUCCAAUUUAUGUGUGGAUCUCAAGAACUGGAUGGAAGUUCAGUGAGCAGUGAUGAUUUUGAUAUGAGCAACACCACAUGGAUUUCAACUGACCAGUUUGUGAAUUCCGAUAUAAGCCCCAGUCAAGAAGAAAAAAUGCACAGCCCUCAGAACCUACACAACCAGGAAGAUGAUGACUCCUCCUCAGAAUGUUGCAGUGGGAAUGGCUCCACAACCUUGAACCCGGCGACCUCGAACAGUGCACAAGGAGGCAGCACCUUGGUGGAGGUGAAUGGAAACAGCUCGACUGGCUUGGAAUACAGUGGCAGUCCAGAGGACCAGCCCGUCAACCUGAGCGAGCGCUUUCUACCUGCUCAAGUGGACAAUGGAAGUACGGACGGACCACGGAACCGGGCCAAAUACAUGGGCAAAGGCUCUUCAGAUGUUAGAUUGAACAAGUUAGAUGUUACAAGAGAAUAUUCCAGAAAGUCUCCGCCCUACAGCUCAGGAAGUUAUGACUCUGGGAGAAACGAGCUUCUGGGGACUUGUCCCGAGGACCUGUCGAUGACCAGAGGUGGAGACGACGAUGAUGACGAACAUGAUGACCAUGAAGACAAUGAGAAGAUUAAUGACUCCGAGGGAAUGGAUCCCGAGCGACUGAAGGCCUUCAAUAUGUUCGUGCGGCUGUUUGUGGAUGAAAACCUGGACCGAAUGGUUCCCAUUUCGAAACAGCCCAAGGAGAAGAUUCAGGCCAUCAUUGAGUCAUGCAGCCGGCAGUUCCCCGAGUUCCAGGAGCGAGCCCGGAAACGCAUACGCACUUACCUCAAGUCCUGCAGGCGGAUGAAAAAAAACGGCAUCGAACUGGCAUCUCGCCUACACACCUCCUCCUUCAGACAGGAGGACAGGGAAGAGGGGGCUUCCAACUUCUUCAUGUCUACAGUCGCUGCUGCAGCUCCGCCAUCGGCCAGCAGGAAGCGCACUUGCUGGAGGGUGAGACGGACUCCGGGCUUUCCUUCCUCUGAGGCACGGCCCACCCCUCCACACCUCACCUCAGCGAUGGCUGAGAACAUUCUGGCUGCUGCAUGUGAGAGUGAAAGUCGGAAAGCUGCAAAGCGAAUGCGACUGGAAUCCUACCAGCAGCAGCAGGACGAACCGAUUGCACUAGACAAGCAGACGCAACAAGGCAGGGAAGCAGCCCAGCUCCCGCACAGCGCGUACCCACUGCCAACCAGCACCUACUCACAGGAUCAGAUGUACAUCAACGGAGGCCUGAAUUACGCUUACCGUGGUCACAGCACUAUUGGAGGACUGCAGGCUGGCUCCCUCAGCAAUGGGCCGACGGACCUGAGCAUGAAGGCGCUGACCUCAAAUUCGACUUCAUCCAGCACGAGCUCGAGCAGGAGCGUGACGGCCCCACAGCUCAGCCCGACAGAAAUCAACGCCGUGCGCCAGCUCAUCGCCGGCUACAGAGAGUCGGCUGCCUUCCUCCUCCGCUCCGCAGACGAACUGGAAAACCUGAUCCUGCAACAGAACUGACUCCCGGCAGCAGAGUCCUGGUGAUGAAAGUCCACGUUCUGUAGUUAGCCAGAUGCAAAGUGGACGUUGGGAGGGGUGAGCGAGCUCCCUCUUGUUACAUGAUGGCCAUUAACCCACUGCUGCUAUGGAAGUGAGAACGCCACCAACCUUUAACCUCAGACCUCCAUCAGGACCGCGCGUGUGUGCGUGCGUGCGUACGUGCGCCUUCAACCCAAGGACCUCAUUCACCAGAGUAUCUUCAUCUCCUCUGCUGGCAGCGCACACUGGAAGAUUCGACACGAGCAAGGACUCGGCCCCUGGCCCAGGCAGCUCCUGACCAGUUGCCACACAGACCCACACAGCAUCCAUAUCCCAGGUGCUAUACCUAGUUAUGCUGCUAACAGAAAUAACCGAAUCUAGGCCUCUGGAAGAACAAUAGAGCAGAGGAUUUCAUCUCUAUUGGUUCCGAGUUUGUUUCCGGUCAUUAGUUUGAUAUGAGGAUUGUAGCAUUACACAGUACUCGACUCAUUUACAAAAGCUUUGUCAUCACCAGCCCACGAUUGUUCCCCAGAUUCACCAACUAAUCCACUCUCUACGGUGAAGCCCGCCCUCUAUUCCUGCUGAGAUUUGCGGGCACACAUGGUCAGGAAUCACACAUAAAAUGCCCUGACACUAAAUGUCAUCACCCUUAAACUAACAAGGCCAGAGGUAGAUGCAUUGAUGGCUCUAGAGUGAUAUUUGUGUACAAGACACACAGCUGUGAUCCACCCCAGUCAACAGGUGAGGCUACUUCAUUAGUACUGGACAUACAAGCUCUGUAGAAUGUUAAUGUGUGUUUCAAUCUCAGGAUGAGAUUGCCUGAAAAAUAUAUAGCAUUUGUAGCCUGUAAUUGUGUAAUGUUCCAUACAGUGUCAUGAUUAAAACCAGCUAUGCUUAAAACUGGAGCUUCGACUUUUAGAAUAGGCCUUUCAGUAAAGCCUUCUAUCUAGUGUCAGCGGAAGGAAAACCCUAUUGUAAAAGUCAAAGCUCCAGUUUUAAGCAGAGCAGGUUCAAAUCAGACUCUGUUAUUAUUUGGUUUAAUUAGCAGUGGGGUUGUAACACAGUCAGGUCACGACUCAUCUGUGAAGCAAACCAGAGGGUGACGGUGUAUAAUGGAGAGCACACUCGUCUGUUUUAACACCACACGCCUUCUGUAUCAAAGAAAGAGAAACAAUAUCGUUCAUCAAAUGUAGAACGUGUAAACACCUAAUAUGCGAGCGUGGGCCCGCACUAUUUACGCAUGUACUUGCAGCAGUUUGAGGAAAAGAAAAUGAUUGAGUAAAUCAGUGAAUGAGUAUUGCCUGACUAGAAUGAACUCAUUAAAUGCAUCUGACAGGUUACAUUUCACAGCCUGUUCUGUUCUUAUAUUUAGUCCUCAAAUCCCAUCAGAUAACUUUCACUUUAUUCACUGCCAAAUACUUAAUUUCAAAUCCUGCAAAGUUUAAGUUUUUGUUUCUUCAGCAAAUAAAAAAUACGCACCGUGAAUUUGUCCAGAGCUCAGGUAACUAUUUAUACCAAGGGAACGUUUUUACUGUUUUUAUAAAAAAAAAGUGAAUACUGUGAAACCAAAAACUGGUUUGUCAUUUUAUACAUUUCUCUAAGUCUGCUUUUAAUAGUUGCCAUUAGCUACAAAAAUAGUUGUUCCAGGUCUUUUAUUGUAAAAAAUCAACACUGUGUUUGGAAAGUUUCCAAUGAAAGGUGAAACUUUCUUCACUGGCACCGAGCUGUAUAAAUAUUUGCAUUAGAUCGCUCUAAGGCAGUACUUUGUUGAAGAAGGAACUGCAGAUGCUGGAACAAUCGAAGGGAGACAAAAAUGCUGGAGAAACUCAGCGGGUGAGGCAGCAUGUAUGGAGCGAAGGAAUGGGUGACGUUUUGGGUCGAGACCCUUGGGUCUCCCAUUCCUUCGCUCCACUGAUGCUGCCUGACACGCUGAGUUUCUCCAGCAUUUUUGUCUACCUUUAACCUAUACUUUGGUUUGUUUCAUUUCAGCGGCAAAGCUUGGGUUUUUUUCGGGUCAGUAACCAUGCUCCAUGCAUUCAGGGAUGAACUCAUUAACUUUGGAGAAAUAUCUACCUGUUAGACAAGUUUCAGAUGCUGCCAGUUAACCCUCGAGAUAAGAUUAAAUGGAUUUCCUACCAGCCACUAGAUGAUGUUAGUUUUCCAAAGAAUUCUAUCGAAACUUGCUUUAUUUAUACUGCGGAAAUCGCUCAUAUUUUCUGCGAGGAUUCAACAAUGGAUGCAUUUUUUGCAAGGGCAGAAAUAAACCUUUAACUCUAGUUAACUCGAGGAAAGUAAGUGUACGUCACUUGCUGUCUGCAGUGUAAAAUAACCUACUUUUAAAACAAGCCUCCGUUGAACUAUGUGGAAAGAUUACUUCAGGAGUGAUCUUAACCUAAGCCCACCAAAUGGGUUACUUACUCAUUUUUAACCUAUGAUGUAAAAAGGCUUUUUACGAGAUACUUCUACCUCAGUUUUCCCGUCAGUGUAAGUCAACUAGGAACUGUAGCAUAUGUCAGACUCUCACGCACAGGUUUACAUCACUCCUAACGCCACCUUUCCACUGAUCCAGAAAAUGAAACCACUUCUUCCUAAUCAUUGAAUACAUUGCUGGCACAUGGGACUGGAUUCCAUCCUGGAACUCAACUACAGCUACAGGCUGGCCACCACAACAGGACAUGUCAACACAUUCCAUCUUUUGUCAUAAUGGAUAAUUCUCAUUAAACAAACAUCUAUAAUAAUUGGAGAUUUAAUUUUACAGGGAAACAUUUUAAAAUCCAUGUUAACUGUGGAUAGAUGAGCCCACCAUCAUUAAAGCAGUAAGUGAUGCCGUUUGACUCUAAUGCAACCACACAUCUCCCUCACUGUGUGAUAAACAGCUGUGUUCCACCCCACCCAUCCGACCAAAGGCCAGAGCAAAUCCAGCAACAUUCACCUGGAUAGACAAAUGAGAAACCGCUCUUCCACCAGACCUCAAGAAAUCGGACCAAAAAAGGAGAGAGACAAGGAGAAGAACAACUUCGAAGCAGGAGAGUUCCAGAGAGAUGCAGGAGUCCAUGUAAGCAACGGCUUUGGCCCUCAUAUCAACAAGAGGGUUUGAAAAUGACAGAGAGGACCUACACAAAACUGGCUAGACGACAGCUAGCGAACUGUGUAUAUUUCCCACAUACUGGACGUAUUAGCCUUGGAGCCGAGCUGCACAGGUUCGCCACAACAUUGUGUAGGAAGGAACUGCAGAUGCCGGUUUAAACCAAAGAUAGACACAAAAGCUGGAGUAACUCAGUGGGUCAGACAGCAUCUCUGGAGAAAAGGAAUAGGUGACGUUUCGGAUCGGAAGAAGGGUCUCACCUGAAACGUCAUCUAUUCCUUUUCUCCAGAGAUGCUGUCUGACCCGCUGAGUUGUGUCCAGCACCUUGCGUCUACCUUCACCAGAACACUACCAGCAUUAAUCUGAGGAAAUACAGAAACUGGGCUUGUAUUCCUGGAAAAAUGAAAGGUUUAGGAGGUAAUAUUAUCAAAAACAUUAAGACUUUGAAAUAGAUUGAUAGAGUUAAUAGAAAAUAUUUCUACUGUUAAACAAGGCUUGAAUAUAUGUCAAAUGCUGAGGUCAACACCAGAGAUUCACAAGUGAGAAUGGAGGGUGACAUUCAGGGGGUAUGGAGAGAAGGCAGGUACGGGAUACUGAGUUGGAUGAUCAGCCAUGAUCAUAUUGAAUGGUGGUGCAGGCUCGAAGGGCCGAAUGGCCUACUCCUGCACCUAAUUUCUAUGUUUCCACAAAAGGAAGAGGAUGGUAUUGAUUUAAUAAUUUACAGUUUAAUGGACUGUUUGUAACGUGUGGCUGUGACUGGAGCCUGGUCGGGUAUGGUCACUGGAGAUGGGCAACAUGUUCACCAUGAUUUCAUUAACUGGAGGAGCAGACAUCCAACCCUGCUCCCAACCUAGUCCUCAGUCUGUGCACCUUUUAACAAACGCAGCCUUUGUUGAGAGCUUUCUGAAACACCUCUUCCUCCACAUUUCAGACUAAUUAGCCUUCACUUUCUGCGGGUAUCUGGUGCAUUUAAAAGUUCAUUCUGGUGUAUUUAAAAUAAUAAUUCUUAAGAUAUUUUUUAAAAGUCCACCUCAUACUGGAAAUGCUACUAUCCUCAUAACAGCUCAGUUGUACAGACCAAUGGCAUGAAUGGAUUUUGAAUUGUUUGUCAGGACUGUAAUAGUUAAAAGGCGAUGAAAGUUUCUUGUAACCUCAUUCAUACACGUCUGGGACCUCGUUCAAGCUGAACAGCAGGUGAUGUUUUAAGCUAUUUGUCCUUGUGAGUGCUUUGUGUGCCACACAGAGUAACCUUUUUUUUUAAAUAAGAGAGGGGGUGGGGGGGGGGCAAUUGUUUUUUUAAUGUACAGGAUGUUGCAAGGUUUUGUUCUGUGUGGGUUGUUGUCCUUAGCAGUUCCAGAAAAGGGACAGAGAAAAAAGAAAUAGGCAAAAGACAAUCUUAGCCCCCUUUGAUGCUGUGACUAACUUUUUCAUAAGUGCAGCUAGUGAGUAAAAUAGGGGGACCACUAAGUAUUUUUCAGCCAUAACUUAAGUCACUGAAAUGCUGUUGCACAAUAAAUAGUUCUGAGGACUGUGUGAUUAUACAGUCACCAUUCAAAGAUCUUAACCCUUUGAGUGCUGAUUUUUUAGACAAGAAUAUUCCAACUGUUAGGCUGUUUACGUUGGUGACCUGCUGUACUGUCGCACCCUUUUGCAGAAAAUGCUGACCACACAGAAGACAUUUUCCGCAUGGAAUCCAUUCCUAGUGACACUGAACAAUGUUAACCCUCCUGUUGCAAAUGUUCCCCGUAGAAUUGAAAGGAUUAAUAAGCAUUAACUGGCUAGAAUUUGAUGUGUCGUACAGUUGCAGUCAGCAAAUUAACUGGAUGUUGUUAUGAAACAACACAAUAGCGGUGCUUUUGAUUUAUGUUGACGGGGAAGAGGAGAAUUUGUUUCCUUAACUGUUUGUACCUAAUACCAAUGUGAACUUUGUAUUUCCUUCUGAUUUUUGACUCGGUGAAAGUGUGGCUGUUUACAUGUACAGAUUUUGCGAUUGUGUUCUCCAAUACCCUGUAUUAAUGCUGUAGAAAAAAAUAACCCAAAUUCUUUUAAUAUUUAUUGCAUAUACACCGUGAAUAUGUUUUCAAAUACAUGUGGCUAAUUAUUUUGAUUAUUCGUGUUGAUAUACGUAAAGCAAAUGAGUUUUUGUAUUUUUUGUUUGCUAAAUAAAUAGCAUGGGCAGUUCCACUUACAUAUUCACUUUAAUUAUGAACCAAUGAUCUUGCUGGAGCUGCCAGUAUGGUGUCAAACUAGCAAAAUGCACUGGUUUCAUUCAACUCUGUAGAAUAUCUUUGUACUAUAUACAUAUAUAAGAUGGAGUACUAAUAAAACCAAUAUACUGUGUAUCAGAAAAAACAGACAGAUGUUAAUGUUCUUUGUUAUUUAAGUGAUGCGUUUCGUACUUAUGGACAUGAGCAAUCAGAGAUGGGAAUUAAUAGCUGCCCAACUCGUAUUCCAAUAUCAAAACAUUUGUAGGAAAGAACUGCAGAUGCUGGUUUAAAUCGAAGGUAGACACAAAAUGCUGGAGUAACUCAGCGGGACAGGCAGCAUCUCUGGAGAGAAGGAAUGGGUGACGUUUCGGGUCGAGACCCUUCUUCGGACUAUAUUAUUAAUAUUAAUUGGUGACUGGUUACAACUUCAUUUAAUACGCAAAUGAAUCACAAAUACUCCCAGAAAGAGUUCUGGGUGACAUUACGUCAAUCACUCCAUGUACCUGCUUUGGUUUUCCA